This is a messenger RNA of Pygocentrus nattereri (red-bellied piranha), 6405 nucleotides long. Its product is annotated as tumor necrosis factor receptor superfamily member 1B. Lineage: Eukaryota; Metazoa; Chordata; Actinopteri; Characiformes; Serrasalmidae. The transcript is spliced from 9 exons. Gene Ontology annotation, molecular function: protein binding. The record is from RefSeq and is a predicted model, not a curated record. Bases 487 to 1758 code for a protein of 423 amino acids.
UCUGGUUCCCAUCACCAUCACUGUGACACUGCGUCAAUGCUGGCUGUACGUUUCUCUAGAACAGAGCGUUUCACAGAAGACUGAUAUGAAUGGUUUGGUUACCAUAGUAGUGCAUACACUGGAGAAAGUUGGAGGGAUGCGUUGCGUUGUCUUUCAUUCCUUACACACUCUAAUUGCCCCUAGGUGUGGGAUUUGUCCUGCGAUGGACUGGCGACCUGUCCAAGGUGUCUCCUGCCUUCCACCCAAUGUCCACUGGGAUUGGCUCCAGCUCGCUCAUCGACCCAGAAGGAUGAGCGGUUCGAACGUGUGUGUGUGUGCGCGUGUGUGUGUGUGUGAUUGUGCUUUUUACACGUCACAGUCCAGAGCCUUUAUAAGGCGGCAACUUCGAAACCAUGCAGAUUUCCCCUGAGCAGCACUGCUCUGUCGCUUCAGCUGGCCUCUCCGGCAGCGAUUGGCCGAGGAAAACAGGAUAAAAUACUAACCAUCAUGGCAAAGUCGCCGUCUCCACCGUGGCUGGGAGCUUUUCUCCUGCUGUGUCUGCUGCCUCCAGCUGAGCCUAUCACAUGCGCAACACAGUGUGAACAUGGCUUGGUCUUAAAGGAUUGCACAUGUGUGCCAUGCAGUCCGGGCUAUUACUGGUACAUAAGAAGUGGAGUGGGCCGAUGUGACAAGUGCAUCCCCAGCUGCUCUGAUAAGGAAAACAAAGUAGAAGUAAAAGCCUGCGGUGUAUCAACAAGGCGUGAGUGCCACUGCAAGCCAGGAUUCUUUUGUCCAAGUCCAACAGAGUUUAACUGCCGUAGGCAAUGUGAGCCUUGCGCAGCCGGCACCUUCUCCAGCACAGCAUCUCUACGUGAGCGGUGUCAGCGUUACACUAAUUGUGCCGAAGAGGGGAAGGUGGUACUGAGAGAAGGUUCGUCCACUCAGGAUCGAGUGUGUGCCACGAUCCCAACACCUACCACAGGGCCCAUGAGCACAUCUACACCCAGAGCCACUAAAACACCCACCAUCACCUCUGCAUCCAUGACCACGUCUAAACCUGAGACUGUCCCCUCGGUCAUCUCCGUAACUACAACUGAUGCACCGUCUGCCACUGAACCCAUGACCACAUCUACCCAAUUACAGGCAACCUAUAGUGUUCUCAGUCCUGUCCCACGCCCUGGGGCCAUCGUCACUUCAAACCCAGGUGUCCCUGUUCCUCUUCUGGCAUCUCUGAAUUGGCUUUUUAUUCUACUGCUGAUCGUCUUCUUCUUGCUGGUGCUGACUUGUCUCUCCAUGAGAUGCAAAGGCAGAACCAUAAAGAACAAACUGCGUUGGCCAGGUCUCACACUCAGGAAAUAUCAGCUGCAGCAUUUGCAGAAGCCACAGCCAGCAGUGUCUUCCUCAGUCAGCGGCUGCCCUGAAGUGGAGAUGCAGAUACCUUUGGGCAGUGACAUCACGAACAGUGCUAGAAGUCAGGGCAUGGGGCCGGGCUUCUGCCCUGGGGGCAGUCAGCAGGUCACCAUGGAUUACAACGGCAAAGGGGAGAGCAUCAACAAUACAGUGGGAUCGAUUUUCAUUUACUCUCCCGGCAUGGUCAUCCUGGGCUCCAACUCCAAAGAGAAGAAGGAGGAAGUACCGGAGAGCGACGAGAGCGUUCCACUCAUGGGUGUCCCGCAGCAGGAGUCCAGCUUACACCCCCAGGACGACUCUGUUGGGGUGGGAAUGCAAGAGGAAUUUGGCAAAGAGCUGAGCUUUCCAGUCCCAGCCACUAGCAAGUGAGAACGCUCGGGUACCAACGUGGGUAUCAAGGAACAAUACACGUCAGGACGGGCGUCUGUUGUCUUUAUUAUGGGCCGCUUACCCAAAGACAAUGUGGAAAGCCCGCGCUGAUGAAGAGAAGACUCUCAGAAGACCAGAACGAGCAGCGAGAAUGUAAAAGUGCUGUGUCUUCUUGUACAACACUGCUUGUUGAUGAGAUGUGCUGAAUUUGUGAAGGUGCAUUGAAUUUGCUUCAUUCAAAUGUGUCAUUUCCACAUUAAUGAUGUUACGAUAUGUCCAAAAGUAUUCUAAAUAGCUUAAAGAGCACCCACUGCUCACACAGGCAUUGAAUUGCACACGCAGCUUGUAUAAUCUACAUAGAAAAGCUUUGCCAAUAGAAUAGGUUGCUCUGGUGCAGCUGCACAUGAGCCUAAGGUCACCGUCCCCAGUGAAAAGCAUUGGCUAGAGCUGUAUAUAGCUGCCAGCACUGGGCUGUAGAGCAGCGGAACUGUUUAUCAGAGUAAAUGAGCUCCAUCCAAUACCUAGGAUUAAUCAGAAUGAUCACCCAUCAACAUUAACUGACCUCACUCAUGCUCUUGUGGCCUAAUGCAAUCAAAUCCUCACAGCAGUGUUCUAAAAUCUAGCGUAAAGCCUUUCCAUAAGAGCAGAGCCUGUUUCUGUAGCAAUAAAUGGGAAUCACCCCAUUAAAACCCUUGAUUUUAGAUGACUUUUGGACAUGUAGUAUAUAAUUCAUCAGCACAGUUGUAUUAAAAUGUAUUAAUAUAACUCUUAAGUUCACUAAGCUGAACCGUGAAAACUGUGUUGAUGUGAUCUCUAUCGUUGAUGUGGAAUGAAUGCACACGUUUGAAUAAACUCAAUUCAGUGAGUAACUUUUCUCAGUGAAGAACCUCUGAUGGUGACUGUGUCUUUGUGUGUUCAGUAGAUAGAUACACUGAGUUUCAGUGGUUCAGUGGUAUGUUUUUUUUUUUUUUUUUUUCUUUUUUUUUUUUUCUGUUCAUUCUGUAGGAGGGAGUGUGAAGCACAGUGAAGGUGAGAAAACUCCCUGGCUGCUGAAAAUCCUACACUGAAAGAAAAAAAAAAAGUGAUGCAUUGAACUUAUUUCAAACUGUCAUAAUUUCCACAUGAAUAAAAGAUUUUACAUCAACACAGUGCCAGAAGUAAGUGAACCGAAAGAUGGGGCACGUUUUGUUCACGUGGAAAUAACAUACAAAUCCAUUUGAAUCAAGUAAAUUCAAGACAUCAUUUAUUUUUUUCAGUGUACGCUCAGGUUAACCCAGACACAUGACCUUUAUAUGUUUGCGCUCUCACAGUGCAGAGUGAUGUUCUUUAUGAUCAGUAGAUCAUGCCUUUACAUAUGAGCUGGACAGAUGAAAGUAGAUCAGCGCACUUGUCUGAGGAGUGUGGGCGUCUGAACAGUAUGAAGGCGAAGCUAAAAAUACCUCAGCAUCGGAAAAUAUAUACCAACUUACAUGACGGGGGGCAGUUGUGUAAGUGGCCUCACUUAGGUCGGCAUCUCCCCAGCUCACUUGACAAAUGUGGGUUGUACAUGUCCUAGAACACAGGCCUGUAACGUGAGCCCCCCUGUUGACACUUUCAUUAUCACUCGUCACCGUCUGGACAUAUUUCUCAACGCUUUCUUGUAUUUUGUUUCUUGUAAAGUACAUUAUGUGUAAUGCAUAUGUAGUUGUGUGUAUUGUAGGUCAUGAUUAGUAAUUAAUUUCUACAGGACAAGUUUCUAGCCUCUCUUUAUCCCAUAGAAUUAAUAUUUCUUUUGUUACUGUUCCUUUAAGACUGAUGUAUGUAAAUGAUCUCUGUUGUGACUGACUGUCAUGCAUUGUGCCUAAAUCGACAAGAAGACAAACAUUCCUUAUGGCCGAUGCAUAACUGGUAUAACUGCUAUAGGCUAAAAAAGUGGAUAUACGCAAAUGCUUUGGUUUUUGUGACAUCACAAAAAUGCUGAAUUCAAAACAGGCUGUUUUUGCAGCUGUAUAUGGACUGUAUGAGCCAGGAAUUGAACACUUCUGAGCAGCUUUUGUUUUUUUCACAAGUGACAGGCGUAUUUAUAAAAAUUGGCAUGUUGCUUGCAGCAAGUGCCAAAACACAAGGGUGAUUCAAAAAGAUUUCAAAGUGAUUUCACUUACAGAACAAUGCAGUGAACUGUGAAUGGUUUAGUUGAGCGUAAAGUUUAUUAUGUAAUUGUACAAGGUCUCAGUCUGAACCUCCUCCAGCUGUACGGACCACAUCAGCGCCGGAGUCAAACUCAUCCCAUGCUGUAUUGAGCAUGUCGGGUGUCGCUGCACUCACAGCUCUUUCGAUGCGAUUUCGGAGGUCAUCCAGUGUGGAACCAAUGAGGAACGCUCUGAGCUGUUGGAGGUUCACUGCCAGCAAAGUCAUGUUGCACAGUUAUGACAGAUUCACUCUUAUUGAAGUGGAGAACGCAGAACACGUUCUGCUCAGGGGUCUCGUCUCCUCGCCGACUGAAGGGGGCCGUCUUCCAGUGACGGCCAGAAACUCUAUGGCCCCCUCUUCCAAUUGGUAUGUGAUUGGUUCCUAGAUGCCUCACUGUUGAAAAAACAUGGCACUUUGAAAUCAGAUGAAUCUUUUUGAAUCACCCUUAUUGACUGUGAUCUUAAAACUUUGCUUUGUUAAUGCUUUCUGCAUUGUUUUUAAAGGCCACGCUGAGUAAACCAUGAGUACAGAGUUCCCUCCCCUCUACAAACUGUGGUUUGGCGAUGUGGGGAAUAGCAGCGCAGUCGCCGCUUCUGCUAUAAAAGAUGGAAAAAAAUAGAAGAAGAAGUGAUGCCACCGCCCUCUGUGGUUCAGAGUCCAGGAGAGCAUAAUUGGCUUUGUUUUUUCUGGGUGGGCAGGAUGGCCCUCCCUGUCUCCCUCACUCAGCGCAGUGCUAACUGACACAGACGUCUGUUAGCUGACAUAACAGCAUUGGCAGUUAGCGCUCUCCUCCAAGCGUGUUGAGGUGUUAAAUGAUGGUGGCAGCUGGAAAAGAUAUGGUGGCGCUUCAUGUGUCUCGGAGGGAAGCACAUGCAAGCCUUCACCCUCCCGGCUUUUUAGCACUGUGUGAUGGGCACUGGCCACUGACUGCAGCUUACCACUUAUAGUGGAACCACUUUUUUGGCAAAAGAAUCUGCCUGUGUUUAAAGUUUUUCUUCUGUGUUCUACUUUUUGUUCUUUUUUUUUACUUUGCAAAACUGUACCGUAGAAGCAGUGGAGCACUUGAAGUUGUGUGUUAACGCACACACUCUCUGUUGUGCUCUGUUGCUUGAAAAUGCUACCUUAGUGAAGGCAUUAUACUUUUGGGGUUACAAAGUAACACAAAGUAAUUUCACGUUCUGUGAUAUGUUUAUAGUAAAUGACAAAGAUGAUAGACAUUCAAGGCAAUACUUGUAACAUAUGAGACAAGAGUAUAUCAUGUGUCAGAUUAUUUUGUACAAUGAUUAUUAAGUAUGUUUUAUAACAUGUCAUUGUUAGUCAGUGUCUAACGACACAGGCACCUGUCCAUAUCAUAAAAAGUACAAUUUUGUUUUGUUUUUAGGGCACUUUGCAAUGAAUUAUUGUCGUGGGAGUGACUGGAUGGAGCAUCACCUAGUCAGGAAUACAGCAGGGAGCGAUCGCUUGGCUCAGUAGUGCCGCAUAGUGCCUUAAAAGGGAGCCUGGCCACUUCCUAUUUCUCCCAUAAUAUCAGAAACAUGACUGCAAAUCUCUAAAGGGUGCCCGUGAGCAUGUCUGAAAUGAAUGGGGGUGAAUGGCGAUGCACAACAGAAACUGAAAGGUGUCUAGUCGUGUGGGAGCUUCCUUUAAUUUUGGAAAAUUGAAGGACAUAUUUUGCUUAAAAAGUUCUCUUAGAAAGAGAACUUGCCUGUAUUUUUUUAUUUUUCUACAACAAACAUUACUGCUACUGAGUGCUAAAUGAUUAGCAUUACUUCUACUGAGUGCUUAUUGGUUGGCACUUUUGCUACUGAGUGCUGAUUGGUUGGCAAUACUGCUACUGAGUGCUAAAUGGUUAGUCAGAUUUUCCACAAAAGCUCCAUAGGAGCCCAUUCAUUUUGGACUGACUCCAGAGCACCUGACAAACCUGGAAUUAAAUGGCAGUUCAACUCGCUGGACAGUCUCUGCUCACGUCACCCACCGAGCUUCGCCUUUCGUCUCAGUCCAUGGCCGACUAGAGCUCCCUUGCUGUUGUCCUCUGAGCUAGGCAGUGGUCAGUUCGGUUGCUUCACCGACAUCUCCGUUUUCUUUUUGAAAUAUGAUGUGCAAGUUGUCAUUUUAGGGUUUCACUCAAGCAACGUAAUAAAUGUUGACAAUCCGUCUGUCUGGGGCGUUUUGUGAAAUCUGUGUCUUGUUGGUAUAUUAAUUUGUGGCAAAGUCUAGGCUGGCACUCCAGAUCUUCGGGAGUGUAGGCUGACAGACUCACGUAUGACUGGGAAUAGAACCAUAAACAACACUUUCCCAUUAUUAGUUAUCUUUGCUGAUAACACGGAAUUUUAAAUUCAUUUCCAGCAAUGGACGAAGUACAGUCUCCCUGUAUGUGAGUAAAAGUACAGCUAUGCUUGUGUGUGAAGGGACUGAGCACCAAAACUAAAAGUCUGUGGAGUUACUGUAGAGGUAAACAAAUAAAUCUGCUUUCAUUCA